AUGGUACAAACCCGCCAGCAAGCCCGCGAGGCAACCCCGGAUUCCAGACCUGCCGUGCCCUCCGAAAAGACGACACCACCGCGCCAACGGAAGAAGUCAAAUGCUGAGAUACUCGAAGAGGAAGACCAUGUAUCCUUUGGGGUAUUGGAUCUACUCCGUAUUAUCGGAGGGGUUGCGGUAUUCACUUGUAUGCUAAGUUACUUCAUCAUGGGUGAUUCCUAUGUCUGGGGGCAAGACAAGAUAUUUAGGAAGUAUUGGAAUGGCGUAAAAAGAACUUUUACGAAGCCAAUAUAUCUCGACGAAGCUACGUUGGCAUUAUACAAUGGCACGGACCUGGCGCUGCCGAUAUACCUCUCGAUUAACAGAACAAUCUACGAUGUUUCAGAAGGGAGGAAUAAAUACGGUCCGGGUGGUGGUUAUUCGUUUUUUGCUGGUCGGGAUGCAAGUAGAGCAUACAUUACUGGAGAUUUCAAAAAUGAUUUAACCUGGGAUGUUAGCGGAAUUGACGAGGAGAGAGUACAGAAAGCAUUGGGUCACUGGGUCAAUUUCUUUGCCAGUCACGACACCUACACAUUUGUGGGUUAUCUGGUACGCGAUCCAACGAAAGCUCAGACCGAAGCGCCCGAGCCCGAGCCCGAGCCUGAGCAUAAGCCUGAUGAGCUCUAA
Messenger RNA from Orbilia oligospora ATCC 24927, 666 nucleotides. RefSeq lists its product as uncharacterized. The record is from RefSeq and is a predicted model, not a curated record. The transcript is spliced from 3 exons. The coding region runs from base 1 to 666 and encodes 221 amino acids. Gene Ontology annotation, cellular component: membrane; endomembrane system. NCBI's taxonomy places the organism in Eukaryota, Fungi, Ascomycota, Orbiliomycetes, Orbiliales, Orbiliaceae.